UACCAGUACAAAAUGGUGACCUCUCCAGCGCUCCUGUCCCAGCUGACAGCGAAGUGGAAAACCCUCUCCUCGGGAACCAGGGCCUUCCUCAAAGUCGGACUGCCGAUGAUCAUCAUGGUGGUGGGAGGGUCAUACGGACUGGAAAGAUUUUCUUCCUUACGAUAUGAUGUACAGUUCAGGAAGAGAAGAAUUGACAAAAACCUAGAGGAGAAGUUUGGGUGGAAGAAGAAGGAAGAGCCAGUCACUCUGGAGAACCAAUUUGAGAAAGUUCAGAAGGAUGUGGACGUGUCUGACUGGGAGAACAUCAGGGGACCACGCCCGUGGGAGGACUCUAAGGAGUUCCAACUGAAGAUGGCAGAACAGAGACAGAGAAGAAAACGGCAGGCAGACACUACUGGUCAAUAACACAUGGGUCCAUGUUUUUAUAUAUAUAUAUUGUUUAAUCUAUUGUCUAAUUCUAUUGUCAGCACACUUAAACUAGAAGAUUACUUUGUGAAUUGUCAAUUACAGCACUUUUUUUUUACUUUCUAAUUUGCUCCAUUAAACCUACUGAGUAGCUAUGUAUGACAAUAUUGACCAUUGUUAGUACAAUUUGCUCAUGAUUUGAGUAUAGGUCUAAAAGCAUUGGUACUGUGCACCUGUAUAGAAUCCAUAGAUUGACUAUUACAUGUAAUAUAGUCAGAGAAUGGAGAGUGUACUGAUAAUGUGUAUACAAAGUAAUUGAUACCUAUACUGAUAAGAUUGUGCAUAUAUGCAGUUCUGUACAGCUUUGUUAAAUUAAUAAAUUGUGUUAAAAAAAACCUCAUCUGUAUUGCCUGUUGGAAAUUCAUAAGAACUCCACAGUGACUGACUUUGUGUUGAUACAUGUACAUACAACAGUAAUGUUAGUUACCACCACGAAUGAUACAGAUGAAUUUGUAUUAA
Branchiostoma belcheri (Belcher's lancelet) is the source of this 924-nucleotide messenger RNA. Its product is annotated as cytochrome c oxidase assembly protein COX16 homolog, mitochondrial-like. Bases 13 to 405 code for a protein of 130 amino acids. Gene Ontology annotation, cellular component: mitochondrial inner membrane. Lineage: Eukaryota; Metazoa; Chordata; Leptocardii; Amphioxiformes; Branchiostomatidae. Gene Ontology annotation, biological process: mitochondrial respiratory chain complex IV assembly. The transcript is spliced from 4 exons. The record is from RefSeq and is a predicted model, not a curated record.